Molecule: messenger RNA, 1722 nt
Organism: Cannabis sativa
Lineage: Eukaryota; Viridiplantae; Streptophyta; Magnoliopsida; Rosales; Cannabaceae
Product: beta-glucuronosyltransferase GlcAT14A
Exons: 5
Coding region: 288-1550 (420 amino acids)
Cellular component (GO): membrane
Molecular function (GO): glucuronosyltransferase activity
Source: RefSeq, a predicted model, not a curated record
AAUACCUGCCUCUGUUUUCCUCUGUUUCUAAUUUCUGUCUCAUCAAAACUUAUUCUUUACCCUUUCUUAUUUUUUCAUAUUAAUUAUAUUUCUUUUUCUGUUCAUACUGCCCUGGCUUCCGACUUUUCUGGUGAUUCUUUAUGAGCUCUCAUUGUUUCUAGAGUUUAAUGGUCUCAAUUUUCUCAAUCUGACUAUCAUCAUCAUCUGUUGGGAGAAGUAAGUUUUGUGACAAAACUUUGGUAUGUGAAUAAGAAUAGUAUAAUCAGAACUCAUGAUAAGGCUUGAAAAUGGGGUCCGUACAUAUGGAAAAGAAAUGGUUGUUUCCUCUAGCUAUAAGUUCUGUGGUAGCCAUAGUAGUCUUGGCCACUACCUUGAACAUGGGUCUUGUCUCUACGUUACCUUCAAUCAAUACGAUUCUUUCAAUCUUUCCAUCUCGAUUAACCUCUAAUGAAACAAGUCCGGUUUUCGCAGAGUCAAAGCUUAACCAAUAUCCUCCCCCUCCUACUAUUGUAACCCCUAGAUUUGCCUAUCUAAUUUCUGGCUCCAAAGGUGAUUUAGAAAAGCUUUGGAGAACUCUUAAGGCUAGUUACCAUCCUUUGAACCAAUAUGUUCUUCAUUUGGACCUUGAGGCUCCGGCUGAUGAGAGGCUGCAGCUCGCUUCAAGGGUCCAGAAUGAGACCCUUUUUGCUGAAAUUGGUAAUGUUCAUGUGGUUACCAAAGCUAAUAUGGUAACUUAUAGAGGACCUACUAUGGUAGCUAACACACUUCAUGCAUGUGCUAUUCUUCUCAAGAGGAGUAAAGAUUGGGAUUGGUUUAUCAAUCUUAGUGCUUCAGAUUACCCCCUUGUGACUCAAGAUGACCUUCUUUCCACUUUUUCAAAUUUGGAUCGAAAUCUGAAUUUCAUUGAGCAUACAAGCCAGCUUGGUUGGAAGGAGGAUAAACGAGCAAUGCCUUUGAUCAUAGAUCCUGGUCUCUAUCUGUCAACCAAAAAAGAUAUAUUUUGGGUUGCCCCAAGGCGGGCAUUGCCAUCAGCAUUUAAACUAUUUACUGGUUCAGCAUGGAUGGUCCUAUCCCGUUCGUUUGUGGAGUAUUGUAUUUGGGGUUGGGACAAUCUACCAAGAACUCUUCUUAUGUACUACACAAACUUUGUUUCUUCUCCAGAGGGCUAUUUUCAGACUGUUAUAUGCAAUGAGCCAGAGUAUGCUAAGACUGCAGUUAACCAUGACUUGCACUACAUAGCUUGGGAUAUGCCUCCCAAACAACAUCCCCACACUCUCACAAUUAAUGACACCACCAAGAUGAUUACUAGCAAUGCGGCUUUUGCUCGAAAAUUCAAACAAGAUGACAUUGCACUUGAUAAGAUUGACAAGGAUUUGCUUAAUCGGAAUAAAGAAGGCUUUACCCCUGGUGGGUGGUGUGCAGGUAGUCCUAAAUGCUCCAAGGUUGGUAACCCAAAUAAGCUUAAACCAGGCCCUGGAGCUCAGAGACUUCAUCAGCUUGUAAGUAAGCUAGUUUUGGCAGCUAAGUACGGUCAGAAUCAAUGUACAUAAACUUCAUUAAAGAUUCUUACUUGAAGAUGGGAAAAAAAUAAUGAGGGAGGAGAGAAAGAAGGGGAAAGGAAAAUGGUUUUCUGAGAAUUUUGUUUUUCCAUAUUAGUUAUAUUUUAGUAUCAGAUUUUAACAUUAUUCUGAACAAAAUUAUGAUUGUCACGAUUUUUUAUUC